AUGCGUUUUCAAUACGCUUUGAUUUCAUCUUUAACAAUUUUAAGUGUUUUCUGUGCACAAAACCAAAUAUACAGGCCAAUUAGCGAUCGUCAUAGGAUCUGCCUGGCGACGUUUGGUAAAAGAUUGGACAACGAGUUUUUGAAAGGAUACUGGUAUAAGAUUUACCACUUCCCAGAAUCUCCUAAUCCACCUCCUUCGAAUAAAACCAUUGAAAUCGAGUUUAGAAGACCAACAGAGGAAGAGUUGAGCGUUUAUAAGAAUUAUUUCAAUUUAACUGGCAUGCCAUACUCAUUCGAUGAAGAUAUGGUGUUGUACAGAGAGACGUAUAGUAGACUUUUCACGGGACUCCUGUUCGGAAAUAGAGAGGCAAAAAUAUUUCUUCAACAGCCAGGAACUUUCUACACGAGCCCGGAAGUAUAUGACAUAAAAGUGUUUAGGUAUAUAAAUGAGAACUAUAUUUUAUUUGAACGCUGCUUUACGUGGGGAGUCAAUAAAUGGUUGAUGUCGAAGUCAAGAGUUCCAUCUGAAGAGGAAGUUCAGCAAGUCAUAAAUAAUCAUAGCGAGCUGAAGGCGUUAAAAAGAAAGAAGAAAUGUGAAUGUAAAUGA
Parnassius apollo (apollo) is the source of this 606-nucleotide messenger RNA. The record is from the annotation of a GenBank genome assembly. Lineage: Eukaryota; Metazoa; Arthropoda; Insecta; Lepidoptera; Papilionidae.